This is a messenger RNA of Porites lobata, 3488 nucleotides long. Lineage: Eukaryota; Metazoa; Cnidaria; Anthozoa; Scleractinia; Poritidae. The record is from the annotation of a GenBank genome assembly.
AUGUGGUUUCAGCCAUGGAGGUAUGCACAGUCCAGGGAGUGGAAACACCACAGCUUUGCCGACUGGAGUCGGUCAUCAUCAUCAUCAUCCACACAUGUACGAGUGUGAAAUCAAAGCUCAUUUUUACUUAAUACUAGUUAUUUUAAUUUUUCCUCCGAAUUUCCAGACCAGAAUGAUUCAGAACUGUAGUGAAAAUUUUAUGAAACAAUUUCAUAGAUCUAUUCCUUCAAUAUGAACCGCAUACUGAUUCAUAACGCAAAGAAAAUCGAGUUACCCGCAUGAACACGAUUUAGGAAACGUAGUUGGGGAAAAUUUGGAACAAUGUGCGUAUUGCUUGAACGUUCCCGGCUGCACCCCUGAAAAUUCGCAAUUGUCUUUUUUUAGGGACUGUUCAUUUUUUUUUUGUCAGGUAGCGGGGGCGGGGGGGGGGGGCAUGAAAGAAAUAUGGCUUGAAAAGGGAGGUCAAAAGGAACGAACAUUGAGUUUAAAGGGGGGGGGGGUCAUCACCAAAAAAUUCGUUCAAAUUUUGCAGUGACGGCAUUUGUAAUAAUGCAAACAGCUUACCAGAAUGCCAAAAACCAGCGUUCUGACAUUCAGAAAUUUCAGAUUUUCAAGGGGAAGCAUGCCCCUGGACCCCCUACUUUAUUAGGCAACAAAAGGCAAUUCUACCUCACUAACAUGCAGAAAAGCAUAAAAGAAUACCAAAUCGAACGUUUUAUAAGGUAAAAAUAACAAAUUUUCAUUUCUUUCUUUGUUCGGUCUCUCUUUCUUUUUUUUUUCUUUUCUCUUUUUUCUUUGGUGGGGGGGAGGGGUCUUCUCUAUAAAUUAGGGACACAUUGGUGCGGGGGGGGGGGUGGGUGCGCCCAAAAAACUUCUCAAGAAGAGGGGGGGUCAUCAUAUACUACAGGAGCUACCCGUCGAAUCCCACCAGCCCCCCACCCCUCCCCCAUUAAAAACGAACGGUCCCUCAGACUAAAAUCAUUCGGUAACUUCUCGUUAUUUUAAACUGGACAAACCUCUCCUGCUAGUCUUUUGAAACUUGAACAAGUGUCUCUUUUUUUAUGAAAGUUGCACGUCCGCUGGAAUUACUUGAUUCAUUUUGUGCCCCAUACAGACAAGGAGUAAUGUUAGGCUAUUUAAGGCAAAUUUCGUAAAAUUGAAACUAAUCACAGGACAAAUUGAUUGCGAAGACGUGUCGCCGUUGUUAAGCGCGGGAAAACGCGCUUAAGUCACGAUUGGUUUUAAUGUGACUUUUGAUUGGUUAAGUAACACGAGAUUUUUCAGCCAAUCACAAAACUUAGAAGUGCAAGACAGAAAAAAAGAACGAAAUUACUAUUGCCUCGCAACUGAAAGCCGCUCUGUAAAUCCCCAGAGUAUUUAAUAACCCAACUAAACUAUAUUUUUUUAGCGGCAUGUAUUUUCUGGCUUUUGUUGAGAGUGAAGAUAACCAGUGGUGUUAUUGAGGGUUUAAAGGGGCUAUGCCACGAGGGUAUUGCUCUUCUAGGUCAAUUCUGUGAUUAAGUCAUUACUUCGUGCCUUUAUCCUCCACACAACUGGACUUCCGACCUGUAGAGGUACAAAAAAGAUACCAAACAAAUUUCCAUCAAGGAGAGCUAACCAUAAUAAUUGAAAAUAUUAAUAAUAAUAAUAAUAAUAAUAAUUGGCUCAUGUUUUUCAAGUUUCAAUCCAUGUCCAUGCUGACCAUCCGUAGCAACAGAUGAACGACAGGAAACAGUUUCAAUACUUACCGUAAAUCCUACAUUAAGCCCCCCUCUCUAAUAAGCCCCCCCCUUUCAGAGGAGGAAAGUGAAUAAGCCCCCCUCCCCCUCCCCCCUCCCCCCCAUCCUUAUUCUUCGCAAGCAAUUAACGUGGACUGAUCAGCUAUGGUUUAUUCAGGCUGGAAGUUCAUCUUGUUUUUGGUCUUCAGCCGCAUGACCUCCAACUGCAUGUGCUUAACUUUUUCAACUUUACGCUCUAGUUUUCUGCGGGGAAUUGUUGCCAUUUCCUUAUUGUCAGAAAAAAGCAGUAUAACGCCCAGGAAUCACCAGUCCGUCCUCGAAAAAGCUUGCUUCCGUCGGUGAAAAUUCUAAGCUGCAACCUUCACGAGAUAAAAAUUUACACAGCAGGCGAGAGAAGACGCGUUUUAACUUUUUAUUAAGAAGCAAAUAGCGUGACAAUAACUCCUUUAAUUGUUCAAGGUCGAUUUAAUUAAUUAGCUCCAUGGUUCUUUUCAGAGCAUGUUGCCCUAAAUGUCAUCUAUACUACAGAGAAGUUAUGGUAUGUGUCACCGGCGGAGCCACUGUUAUUUCUCUGCUGGUUCUUUUAACGAUGCUUAAGACAAAGAUUGGUGAAUUUAAAGGCGAGUUUAAAGGUUAGUCAGUUUUUCACCUUUCAUUGUUAAUUCAUGCCAGUCCCUGUUGCAAACUGAAGAGUAGGAAAAGCAUUGUGUGAAACUGAAAAGCAGAAAUAUCCCGUGACACUGUUUUGUGGAAAGCGGUCAAUAUAAGUUCAAGAAUAUAACGUAAACCUUUCAACCGUUUGCCGUGAUUUGUAAGCUGCAUUUGUCACUUUUGGAACGAGGAAACUGGGCCCAGUUAACUUUCGCAAAGGUUUCUGGGACUGUUAGCAGGGACGGGGGAAAAUAUUGGCCAAUCGCUGACCGAUUCUAACUAUCCCAGAACCAAUUGUGGGACUCCUUUCGGUUCCAGUCCCAUUCUCGUUUAUAAAGUGGUAAAUCGCUUUUAGACAAGUUUCCAGUGAAAGUCAAGUGCUAUUCGUUUGCAUUCUUUGUUGAAAGGUUUUAUAUGUGACAGUAGAAUCAAACACAAGAGUGUAUCUUUAAUUUUAACUGCUAGAAUAUUCAUCUGCCUUUCUAACCACGAAGGGUCCGCUGGUACUACGUGGCCAUUUUAAAAUCACCCGUAACUGAUGGCGGUAAUAUUUCCUUCCUUGACUCUGAGAUUGAAAAUGAGUUCACCUCUCUCCGUUCAUCGCCCAUCGAUUGUUAACCGUUUUUUGUGUCAGGAAACGUUCGCGGUAGAUUUUUCUCAGUAGUUGUAAGAGGCCAGUUAGGCGCCUUUCGCUUUUGAGGGUAUUCUUCAUCUAAGGCUCAACUGGUGAAACACGUUUAACGAAAAGCAAUGUUUACUGUUUCCUCUGGCCUUUCUUUUUGUUAUCAUCCUGUGAUUUUUCCGUACACUGGUUUUAGGGGAUAGGAAAUGUGCGUUUAGCCAUCCCUCCCCUUCCUCUUCCCUCUCUUUACGUUUGUAACCCUUGCAGAAUGACAGGUUAUGAAAUGGAUGUUUAGAAAAAUGCAUGCUGAGGACCGCUUGCUCGAUAUUCUUACCCGUUUCCUAACUAUUGCAAUUUUGUAUUGCAAGAUGGCGCUGUGGUAGACGUGACCGUUCAAGAUGCGCUCCUCAGUAAGACUGCCUCAGUUAGCACAAGCUGCUCUAAGACAACUGGAUCAUCCAAAAGCCCGUGUCUAA